Messenger RNA from Osmia lignaria (orchard mason bee), 1557 nucleotides. It is a transcript of the gene AsnRS-m, whose product is annotated as asparagine--tRNA ligase, mitochondrial. NCBI's taxonomy places the organism in Eukaryota, Metazoa, Arthropoda, Insecta, Hymenoptera, Megachilidae. Gene Ontology annotation, cellular component: mitochondrion. Gene Ontology annotation, biological process: asparaginyl-tRNA aminoacylation. The record is from RefSeq and is a predicted model, not a curated record. Gene Ontology annotation, molecular function: asparagine-tRNA ligase activity; ATP binding; nucleic acid binding.
GUCACUUAAAAUGUUUUCGAAACUCAAUAGAAGCUUAUUGCUUGCUAAUUUUAAUUUUCCUAAAUGCCAUGUACAUAGUAUGUUACGAAUACAUGAUACUGAUUUGGAAAGUAAUGCUGGAAAACUUAUAAAAGUACAGUCGGAACACUUUGCAAAUUUAGGGUUGGGUUCGUGCACUCAGAAAGAUGAAAAACAAUAUUUUUAUUGAUAUUACGGAUGGAUCAACUGCUAAAAUGUUACAAGUUGUCGUACCAACAGAUAAUAAACCAGAUAACUUAAGUUAUGGGAGUAGUAUCACAGCAGAAGGCAAGUUAGCUUUAGCUCCAAAUGGUAGAAUCGAAUUACACGCAAACAAUCUUGUUGUAAUUGGUUCAUGUGAUGUUAUGGAUGGAUAUCCUUUUGCUCCAAGGAAAACAUAUGCCGAGGAAUACAUUAGGAAGUAUUUGCAUUUGAGGCCGAGAACUAGGAUAUUUUCAUGUUUGCUAAGGUUACGUGAUAUAGCAUCUGUAUCUAUUCAAAAUCAUUUAAGAAAUAGAGGUUUCAUUAAUGUCCAUACACCUAUUUUAACUUCAAAUGAUUGCGAAGGUGCUGGUGAAUUGUUUUUGGUAAAACCAUCUUCUGAAGCAAUAUUAAAAGCAAUGAAAAGAGAGGAUGUUACAGAAGAAGAAUCAUAUUUUAAUACUAAAGCAUUUUUAACAGUUUCUGGGCAAUUACAUUUAGAGGCUGUUGCGAGAGCCCUUACAAAGGUCUAUACCUUUGGACCAACAUUCAGAGCUGAAAAUUCUAAGUCAAGAUUACAUUUAUCAGAAUUUCGUAUGUUAGAAGCUGAGUUAGCAUUUAUUAAUAGUAUUGAUGAUAUAAUGGAUGAAGUUGAACUAUUGAUAAAAAAUAUAACUAAAGAUAUACUUGAAAAAGGUGCUUCUGACAUCCAUGAAAUGAAGUGCCCAGAAGUACAAUGGCUGAAUGAAAACUUUACACGUAUGACAUAUGAUGAGGCAAUUGAUAUUUUACAGAAUAAUGAGAAAUCUUUUCAACAGCCUGUUACACUUGAAACAGGCAUUUCUAAGGAGCAUGAAUUAUUUUUAGUAAAGCAUAACAACAAUGUUCCUAUAUUCGUUAUAAAUUGGCCAAAAGAAAGUAAACCUUUUUAUAUGAAAGAAUGUGAAAAUGAUGCUUCAAAGGUUGCUGCAAUGGAUCUUUUAGUACCAAUUGUAGGAGAAUUAGUAGGAGGAAGUAUACGUGAAGAUGACUAUGAAAAAUUAAAAUCAAAAUUACCUGUAACAUCUAAUCUUUCUUGGUAUUUAGAGCUUCGUAAAUAUGGUAAUGUUACCACAGGGGGUUUUGGAAUGGGGUUUGAAAGAUUUUUACAAUGUCUUUUUGACAUACCAAAUAUCAAAGAUACUCUUCCUUUUCCGAGGUGGCCCCAUAAUUGCAGUUUAUGAAUAAAAUUUUUAAGGCCGUUGUGUACGUGAUUUCCCCGCAUUAAAUGACAUUAUUUGCUCUUAAAACAUUAAAUAAAAGUAACUUUAAUAGGAAAAAAAUAAGAUGAAAGCACAA